Molecule: messenger RNA, 2297 nt
Organism: Rasamsonia emersonii CBS 393.64
Lineage: Eukaryota; Fungi; Ascomycota; Eurotiomycetes; Eurotiales; Trichocomaceae
Product: EF hand domain protein
Exons: 1
Cellular component (GO): intracellular membrane-bounded organelle; cytosol; membrane
Molecular function (GO): calcium ion binding
Source: RefSeq, a predicted model, not a curated record
ACACGUCAAUCCGCCCCCCUCCUCCGAGCCUGAUUUACGACCGCAUGUUUGCUUUCUACGACACGAAUGGGGACAAUCUGAUCGGAUUCGAGGAGUUCCUGAAAGGUCUAGCCAGCUUCAACAACAAAAGCGUCGAUGAACGGAUGCGCCGCAUCUUCCGGGGCUAUGACAUCGACGGCGAUGGAUACGUGGAGCGGAAAGAUUUCCUUCGAAUGUUCCGAGCUUACUACGCCCUCAGCCGAGAAUUGACCCGGGACAUGGUCGCUGGCAUGGAAGAUGACUUCUUAGAGGGCGGCGCGCGCGAUGUCAUUCUCGGAAGCCAGCCCAUCAGCUCCGCCUUUCCGGGGAACAUCCCAUCUGGAGAAGCAUCCAGAACUGGAGAGGGCAAACGGACGAACCUCGAAGGCGACAUGGAAAUCGUCGACAAUGGGGGUGUACUCCGGCCUGAUGGCACCGACACCGGUGAUCCAAACGACGUCAUAGGUGAUGCUGCCGUCCGUGAACGGUUUGGUCGUGUGCGUCCGGUGUUUCCGUCUACCGUGCGUUCAAAUAACACGGCUCCCUCUCAGCCCUCGCCUCCUCCUCCACCGCCACCAGCGGCAGCUAGCAACAACGGCGCUGAGAGUGAAAACGACGAGAAUCAUCCCGACGGAAGGGAGGAUGACGAGGAAGAGGUCGAAGACGAGGAUGAAGACGAAGAGGAGGACGACGACGAGGAGGAGGAAGACGAAGAGGAAGAGGAAGACGAAGAGGAAGAGGAAGAGGAAGAAGAUGAUGAUGACGAAGAAGACGAUGACGAUGAUGAAGACGGGUCCGACUCUGCCGGUAGUGACCACUGGCCGCCAGCAGAGCAUGUCCUCGAGGAAGAUAUCGUGAAUGCCCUAGGAGCUUAUGUGCCUCUGCAGGAGGUCACCAACCGCGCAGAUCGGGCUCGAAUUGAAGAUGCAGUAUACCGUCGCAUGCACGAUGAGGACCGGAGACGAGUUGAAGAGGCGCGAAGAGAGGGCAUCCGGGAACGUUGGCAGCGGAGACGAUUCUAUAUCGACGAAGAGGAUGGUGCCACGCCGCCAGAAGGCUACCAAGAGGAAUCAGACUUUUACGAUUUCAGCGACGGCGACGACGCAGUUGAAGGGCAUCUUCAACAUCAUCAUGGUGAUCGCCUGGAGUCCGAAUCCCAUCCUCCUUCUCGCUCCCGGUCAUCAUCCAAAGUUCGCUUCCAGGAUGACGUGACGGAUGAUUGCGAUGUGAGGUCCAACCCAUCGACGUCGUCGCGCAGCAUCCCGGUGGGCGAGCGAUGGGGCGGCUUCGAGGUCCCCGAAGUCGAAAAAGACGUGGGAAAGGAGAUUCUCUACCAAGUCACACAGCAAGGACUCAAUGAGCUACUGGAUAUUCUCUUCAAACCAAAAGAAGAUCUAUUGAUGGAAGCAUAUCGCACUCGAGCGGAACGGAAGAGAUGGGCUCGAGAAAUCGAGCAGAUCGAGCAGUUGGACCCGAAGAAGAGACCUAAACAAGAUGGACCAACGAGGGAGAACCAGGCUGGAAACAGCAGUGAUAGCACAUCUGACAUUCGAUCGAAGUCUCUCGAGGAGCUGUUAGCAGAGUCAGGGUAUUCAAUCGUGCAAGACAGCACAGAGCUGGUCCAGCCUGAGCCGGUCCGCACUCCAUCUGCUGCUGACCAACAGCCUGACCAUCAUGAUGGUGACAAUUUAACCGAUCCCACUCUCCCUCAGAACCGCCCCGAGAAUUGUGGUAUCGAGCCUUUCCCUCCUCCUCCAGCCGAUAUUCCCACGACGACAGUGACCGAAGAGGUCGACCCCACUCUCCCACAGAACCGUCCUGACGAGGCAGACGAGAGUCCUGCAGCGGUCGACACGCCAACGUCCAGUCGCAGACGGACUCGACCUCAGUCUCGGCAGGAUCCUUCACAACCGUCAGAACCGUCGCGGCUACUCCAGCCAAACGGCUCGACCUCAUUCCCGGCGCCACGGUCCGUAGAUUCAUCGUCUCCAGAAGCAGAAGCCACCGCGCCCAAAUUCUCUCCCACCCUCAAACCGGCCUCUCCUUCUCGUCAAGCGCAGGUGUCUCCAACCCUGCCGCCGCAGCAGGGGACACCACCCCGACCGCCCUCUCCGCAGACGCUGUCUCGCUGGGCAUUUCUGAACCAAGUCGAGCGCGAAGCCAAGGAGCGCGGCGGCGGAGCCAAGCUGAACUUCGAGGAGUUCCGGCAGAGGAUGAACACGGACCGGGGCCGACGAUUGGGGUUUAUAAGCAGCUGGAUCGAAAUGGCCAGUUUUUAG